Messenger RNA from Camellia sinensis, 758 nucleotides. NCBI's taxonomy places the organism in Eukaryota, Viridiplantae, Streptophyta, Magnoliopsida, Ericales, Theaceae. The record is from RefSeq and is a predicted model, not a curated record.
UCCCUUUCUACAACCCGCUCGCCGGAAUUCGGAGAAUCUGAAGUCGGCAUCAGGUUUUCCAGAGAAGGAAGACAGGUACUACACCACGAGAGGGUCAGUGGCUGGGUUGGGGUUGGGGUUGGGGUUGGAUGAGAAUGGAAAGGCCGGUGGUUCGAUUAUGAUGGAUGGAGGAGAGAGAGUUGGUGGUAGUGGCGGGGAUGAAAACAGAGGAGAGAUUGUUUGGCCGAAGCUGUAUAUAAGUUUGUCGAGUAAAGAGAAAGAGGAGGAUUUUAUGGCCAUCAAAGGCUGUAAACCUCCUCAGAGGCCCAAGAAAAGGGCCAAAAUCAUCCAAAGAACAUUACUUUUGGUGAGUCCAGGGGCAUGGUUGUCAGAGAUGUGCCAAGAGAGGUAUGAAGUAAGAGAGAAGAAGAGUUCUAAGAAGAGACCGAGGGGAUUGAAGGCCAUGGGAACCAGCAUGGAGAGCGAUUCAGAAUGAAUGAGAGUGAGAAGGUUGGGGGCUUUCUUUUGGAUUCUCUCUCUUUUUUUUUUUUCACUUUUCUUUUGGUUGGGUUGGGUUUUUUUUUUUUUUUUUUUUUUUUUUUUUUUUGGAAAAUGGGGGAGAGGUAGUGGUAAGAGAGAGAGAGAGAGAGAGAGAGGGGUUAUUAUACCCAACCGCCCAUCAGCCUCCAAUGUCUUUGUAUACAAAGUAGUAAGUUUUUGGUUGAUAAUUGUGAAUUCAAUUUUUUAAUUUAUAUAGAUUAACCCUUCUAUUAUUAGUA